UAUAAUCAUCUGGAUUCGCUUCCAGACAUUACAACGGAAGCUUUGUACAGAGCCAGGCACAAGUAACUAAUUUGUGUUAGAACAAAUAUGGUUUCAGAAGUUGUUUGCGUUACUGGUGCGUCCGGCUUCAUCGGUUCAUGGCUUAUCAUGAGACUCUUAGAGAGAGGCUACAGUGUUCGAGCCACCGUGCGGGAUCCCAAUAACAUGAACAAAGUGAAGCACUUGCUAGAGUUGCCAAACGCAAAGACCCACCUGACUUUGUGGAAAGCUGAUAUGACUGAAGAAGGAAGCUUUGAUGAAGCAAUCAAAGGAUGUACAGGAGUCUUUCAUGUCGCCACUCCCAUGUUUUUUGAUGCUAAGGAUCCUGAGAAUGAAAUGAUAAAGCCAACAAUAAAUGGGAUGCUGGAUAUCAUGAAAGCUUGUAAAAAUGCAAAAACGGUGAGAAGACUAGUAUUCACAUCAUCUGCAGGAACCCUGGAUGUUGAAGAACACAAAAAGCCAGUUUACGAUGAAUCCAGUUGGAGUGAUCUAGAAUUUGUCUUGGCCACAAAGAUGACUGGAUGGAUGUAUUUUGUAUCGAAGACCCUGGCCGAGCAAGCUGCCUGGAAGUUUGCUGAAGAGAACAACCUUGAUUUUAUCAGCAUAAUUCCAUCUCUUGUGGUUGGUCCAUUUCUAAUGCCAUCAAUGCCACCUAGUUUGAUCUCUGCACUUUCACCAAUUACUGGAAAUGAAGAUCAUUAUUCAAUUAUAAAGCAAGGCCAGUUUGUGCAUUUGGAUGAUCUCUGCAACUCUCAUAUAUUUCUGUAUGAGAAACCUGAGGCAAAAGGUCGUUACAUCUGCUCUUCAGAUUCAGCUACCAUUCUUGAAGUAGCAAAAUUGCUCAGAGAAAAAUACCCAGAGUACAAUAUUCCCACAAAGUUCAAAGGCGUGGAUGACAACUUAGAAAAUUACAAAUUCUCUUCUAAGAAGCUUACGGAUUUGGGAUUUAAGUUCAAAUACAACUUGGAAGAUAUGUAUACAGGAGCUGUGGAGACUUGCAGAGCCAAAGGACUGAUUCCUCUUUCUCAUGAAAAUCGCAUCAAUGAGUAGACCAAUGUCGGUGUCACAGACAGCAAACCACCACCAAGUCCCCGCUUUUCAGCUGCGCAUUGUUUCCUUGGUUUUCUAUGAGAUCCUUUAAGUCUUCAUGCACUUACUCCAUUACUACUUACUCCAUUAUGUCUUAAAAUAAAUAUAUACAUUUAAUAAAUGCCUAUUAUAUCA
This is a messenger RNA of Mangifera indica (mango), 1263 nucleotides long. Its product is annotated as dihydroflavonol 4-reductase. The record is from RefSeq and is a predicted model, not a curated record. Gene Ontology annotation, molecular function: dihydroflavanol 4-reductase activity. Gene Ontology annotation, biological process: anthocyanin-containing compound biosynthetic process. The transcript has 6 exons. The coding region runs from base 88 to 1089 and encodes 333 amino acids. NCBI's taxonomy places the organism in Eukaryota, Viridiplantae, Streptophyta, Magnoliopsida, Sapindales, Anacardiaceae.